UGCGCGCGACCGAAGCGCGCCGGCUAGUGGCGUCACAGUUAAAGAUGCUGCGACUCGAGCAGCUCUGGCGCCUGUGGCGGCGGCCUCGGGCGGCGGGGGUCUUCGCGGGAAACCUCAGCCGCAGGGAGGUGGCUUCUGGCGUCUUUCCCCCGGGUGGUGCCUCGCCUAGAGCUCUGAAUAUCUUCGACCGGAAUUUGAAGAGGAAACAGAAGAACUGGGCCGCUCAGCAGCCCGAGCCGAAGAAGUAUGACUACCUGAAGGAGGAGGUUGGAAGUCGGGUUGCAGACCGUGUAUAUGACAUAGCCAGAGAUUUCCCCCUUGCUUUGGAUGUUGGUUGUGGAAGAGGUUACAUAGCACAACAUUUGAAUAAGGAAACUGUUGGGAAGUUUUGCCAAGCAGACAUUGCAGAAAAUGCUUUGAAAAACAGAAUAGAAACGGAAAUUCCUACUCUCAGCGUUUUAGCUGAUGAAGAAUUCCUUCCCUUCCGAGAAAAUACAUUUGACCUGGUGGUUAGCAGUUUAAGUUUGCACUGGGUGAAUGACCUUCCUAGAGCACUUGAACAGAUUCAUUAUGUUUUAAAACCAGAUGGAGUAUUUAUUGGUGCGAUGUUUGGAGGCGACACUCUCUAUGAACUUCGGUGUUCCUUACAGUUAGCAGAAACGGAAAGGGAAGGAGGAUUUUCUCCACAUGUUUCGCCUUUCACCGCAGUCACUGAUCUAGGACAUCUUCUUGGGAGAGCUGGCUUUAACACACUGACUGUGGACACUGAUGAAAUUCAAGUUAACUAUCCUGGAAUGUUUGAAUUGAUGGAAGAUUUACAAGGUAUGGGUGAGAGUAACUGCUCAUGGAAUAGAAAAGCUCUACUGCACCGAGACACGAUGCUGGCGGCUGCUGCGGUCUACAGGGAAAUGUACAGAAAUGAGGAUGGUUCACUACCUGCCACGUAUCAGAUCUAUUACAUGAUAGGAUGGAAAUAUCAUCAUUCACAGGCAAGACCAGCUGAAAGAGGUUCCGCAACCGUGUCGUUUGGAGAACUAGGAAAAAUAAACAGUCUUGUGUCACAGGGGAAAAAGUCAAAAUAAAUAUUUUAUUUACUAUUAAUGCAGUCAGAAUUUUCAUCAGAAAUUGGUAGCUUUCACAUCUAUAAUCACAUUUUGAAGCAAGAAACAACACAUAACUACUUAUUAAUAAAAAAAAAAACUUAUUAAUAGGCCUGAGUAAUUAACCUAUUUCCACAUCUGUAUUUAGUAGCCAUUUCAGUUUGACAUGGUUUCUGUGUUCAGGUGAGUACUGUUAUUUGCAGAUUCAGCCUAAAAGCAGAGGAAACAUUUCCCUGAAAAUUUCACAGGUAUGUUUGUGUAUGUAAAUGCCUGACUCCAUGGAGAAACAUUACUCAUGUGACAGCUCCAUUUCUCCUCUUCACUCUUGUUAUUUCCAUGGGAGGAUCAUGGUAUGGAGAUGAGGGGAACAACGAGUUGGUAGGCUCCUCAGGAGUUGUGGUUUAUUUAGGAAAAAAACAAAGAAUUUUUUCAACAUUUGUGAUUACUGGAGCACUUAAGAAGUUUAAUCUGAAAUUAUUUAACACACAUUGUCUUCUUUGCCUUGAAUAAGAACAAAGAAUAUGUACCUUCUCUAGAGCCUUGCUGUCCUGUGGUUUGUACUUUAGAAGUGCCUGUCUCGUUAUUGAAUUCCUUCCUGUUUUUUUUUUUUAAUACAGUGAAACCUGUGAGAGCCGAAACUCAGCAGGACUGCUUUGUUUUUCCAGGUCACACAAGUUUCCACCUUUGAUAGGGUGCAGUCUUACCACUUUUCUUUCACUCUCCAUUAGAGGAAAAUACUGUGUUUUAGUUUUCCUUCUCUGACAGGUUUCCGCAUUGCCAAGGUUUCAGCAUUCUGCGGCUUUACUGUACAAUAUUUUCCUGUGUUUUUGGUGAAAGUUUACACAGCAGAUCAAGCUCCCGUUCGACAAUUUCUACACAAAUCGUGCAUUGACAUCAGUUACAUUACCUCAUCUUUGUUUUAAAGAACCUGAAUUCUCAUCUUCUUUUUCAACUGCAUGACCUGGGGACCACGAUUUUAAACCCUCACCCUACCUUAGGUAAGAAGAAAACAUUUUAAAGAAUUACAGAGGCAAAAAACAUGUAUAUAUAAAUAUCUGCACAGUGAUUAAAAGUGCUGUUUUAUUAUUGGGCUUUCCUUUGUAAUGUCAGGCCUUCAGCACUGUUAAUCUGAGUUCACUGUUCUUUCAUCAUCCAAUUGGAUUCAAAAUUGUUUGGAAGUAAUCAACCUCAGACAGCUUAGGAUAGGUGGAAAGAAGAUGGUGACAAGACAGUAGGAGAGAGGAAGGUGGGAAGAAAAUGAGUGAGUGUCGAGUCUAUUAUUACAAGUCAAUAGUGAGCUAUUGGCUGUUUGCUGUCCUUAUCGUUCCGCCUGGGUAUGGCCUCAGCUUCUUCAGCCUUGUUUUUGGGUACCAUUGAGUCCGUUCCAUCUCAUAGUGACCCUGUGUACAACAGAACAAAGCACUGCCUGGUCCUGCACCACCCUCAUGUUCAUUGUUAUGCUUGAGCCCAUUGUUGCAGCCACUGUGUCCAUCUCGUUGGGGGUCUUCCUCUUUUUCACUGACCCUCUACUUUACCAAGCAUGAUGUCCUUCUCAAGGAAUGAUCCCUCCUGAUAACAUGUCCAAAGUAUGUGAGACGAAGUCUCACCAUCUUUGCUUCUAAGGAGCAUUCUGGCUGUACUUCUUCCAAGAGAGAUUUGUUUGUUCUUUUGGCAGUCCGUGAUAUAUUGAGUAUUAUUUGCCAGCACCAUAUUUCAAAGGUCAAUUCUUCUUUGGUCUUUCUUAUUCAUUGUCUAGCUUUCGCAUGCGUAUGAGGUGAUUGAAAAUACCAUGGCUUGGGUAGGUGCACUUCAGUCCUCAAAGUGACAUCGUUGCUUUUUAACACUUUAAGGAGGUCUUUUGUAGCAGAUUUGCCCAAUGCAGUGUGUUGUCUGACUUCUUGACCGCUGCUUCCAUCGAUGUUGAUUAUAGAUCAAGUAAAAUGAAAUCGUUCACAAUGUUUUCUCCUUUUGUCGUGAUGUUGCUUAUUGGCCCAGUUGUGAGGAUUUUUGUUUUCUUUAUAUUGAGAUGUAAUCCAUACUGAAGGCUGUAGUCUUUGAUUUUCAUCAGUAAGUGCUUCGAGUCUUCUUCACUUUCAGCAAGCAAGGUUGUGUCGUCUGCAAAAUGCAGGUUGUUAAUAAUAACUCUUCCUCCAAUCCUGAUGCCAUGUUCUUCUCCAUAUAGUCCAGCUUCUCGCAUUAUUUUCUCGGCAUAUGAUUGAAUAAGUAUGGUGAGAGCAGACAACUCUGACACACACCUUUUCUGACUGUAAACCACACAAUAUCCCCCUGUUCUGUUCAAAUUACUGCCUCUUGAUCUAUGUACAAGUUCCUCAUGAACACAAUUAAGUGUUCUGGAAUUCUCAUUCUUUGCAAUGUUGUCCAUAAUUUGUUAUGAUCCAUACAGUCAAAUGUCUUCACAUAGCCAGUAAAACAGCCUCAGGCAAUUUAUCAUAGUAUUUGCUUCUCUUUGUCUCUGCCUCUCUCUUUCCCUUAUUAUCAUGUGAAUACCCAGCUCUUCAUGGGAUGUAGACUGGCUUACCCUGUGUAUAGUAUUUUGUCUCAGUCUCCUAGUGCUGCCAUAACAAAAUACCACCAAGUAGGUGGCUUUAAAGAACAGAAAUUUAUUUUCUCCACAGUUCUGGAAGUUAAAAGUCCAAAUUCAAGGCGUUAGCAGGACUGUGUUCCAUCAACUCUAGAGGAAGGUCCUUCCACAUCUCCACCCCGGCGUUCCUUGGCUUUCCUUGGCUUGUAGUUGUAUCUUCACAUGGUGUCUGUUUUCCCGCUGUGUGUGACUCUGACUCCGUGUCUGUCCUCCUCUUAAAAGGCAUCAGGCAUAUAGGGUUAGGACCUACCCUACUUCUGUGUGACUCAGCUGAUAAUCUUCAAAGAAAGACCCUAUUUCUCCAAACAAGGUCACUUUCAUAGGUACAGGGUUAGGAUUUCAACAAGUUUUUUUGAGGGACACAGUUCAAUUUAUAACAGUAGGUAUUUUGAAUUGAAUUAAGUGAAAAAUGUACCCUUUAAAAGACCUAAAUUACAAUUAAUAACCAAAGUUUUAUAAGAGAAAUAUAAAUUGCUAUUCUUGCGGUCUUCAGUUUGGAAAUUCAUUGUUUGAAAUGAGGAUACACUUGGUAGCUUUUUGAUUGUUCUAAUUUUGGUUUUGUUUUUGACACAGAGGAAAAGAAAAUACCUAUAUAGUAGAUUUUUGGGAAAAAAACCUUUUAGGUUAAUUUUCAGAAUGUGAAGGGAGAGGAGAAGAAAACCUGGAUAUUAAAGUACAAGCUAAUGACUGAGAAGUAGAUAAAUUCCAGGAUGCCUAUGCUUCCAAAAGGACGCAUGUUUAUAUGCAUUACCUUGCUUGUUCCUGCACUGACUGUUUUCUGGGAAUAUAUGAGGAACUGUUACAAAGUUAAUGCAGAGGAAAGGGGCUGAGGAACUAGGUGUGUCUGUGUCUGUCAGUCUAUUCCAGUGGCUGCCAGAGGUGCAGGGGAGGGCAGAAACUAGAGGGAAACUUGUACGUCUCAUUUUUUUUUUAAUCUUUCUGUAAAUUUUGAAUUUUCUUCCCAAGAAUAAGCAUUACUUUUGUUUAUUUAAGGAAACAGGGUUUAUCUGGAUGCUGGGUGGGGUUGGGGAGGGAGUAGAUUACUCUGGGCUAUCUCAAAAAGCUCUAUUAGUUUAAGAGAAUAAAGGAAAGAAAAAUAACUAAUUGGGAACGCUUAUUUAAUGUGAGUGACAGUAGUAGUAAAAUUAUUUUUUAGUUAAUAUCUGCUUAAAUUACACUGUCAAGCUUUAAUUGUUUGGAGCCCUCAGGAAAUUUAUUUUUCUGAAUAGCUGUGUUUUUCAAAUGAUGAUGAUUUCAUCUUUUUAAGAACAAAACUUAAAAUCUUAUUAAAAAUCUUUCCAAAAUAUAUUACAUUCCUCCCGCAAUCUUAGUGUAUGGAACAUAACCUUUUUUUUUUUUUAACCACCUUAGUUACUAUCAAAAACUCAGAUUGUACUGUAUUGCUUGUUCCUGCACUGUCUGGCCCCAGGAAUGAUGUGCUUUGGUUUUGUGUCUCUUUUCAAACGCUUUUCCUUGCUGUCAGUUCGAUUUCAACAGCUUGAUAGAACUGAAUUUCCUUGAAUCAGUUUUUCUCUUCCCUUACGAUUUCUCCCUUCUGAUUUGCUGUAAGAUUGGAAUUCAGAUUGAAAGAACUAUACGGUGGAGCCCUGGUGGCGCAGUGGUCAAGAGCUUGGCUGCUAACCAAAAAGGUUAGCAGUUUGAAUCCACCAGCUGCUCCUUGGAAACUGUAUGGGGCAGUUCUGCUCUGUCUGUAGGGUCACCACGAGUCAGAAUUGACUCGACGGCAACAGGUUUGGUUUUGGCUUUAGUGUAUAUGUAAAGUAGCAAAAAGGAACUAGGUUCUGGGUGAAAGUGUGACUUAGAGAAAUGCAUGAGCUUUAUUAGUUCCUUUACAAAUUCUCACUGUUUUGUUCUGCUCUUUUUGAGUCAUCAGUCUAAUGGGGCUUUAGUCUGUGGACUCUGACACUUGUUGGCUGCUGGAAGAUGGGAUUAUUUCCUGGUUCUUAGCAGUGUUCUAGUGUUACAGAUUGAAUGUGCUCCUAAGAAUAUCUGUUGAAGUCCUGGCCACUGUACCUGUGGAUGUGAUCCUGUUUGGAAAUAGGGGUUUUCUUUUGUUACGUUAAUGAGAUUAUACCAGAGUAGGAUCCUAAACCUAAUCACUCUGAGUUACCAAAAGGGCAGAAUAGACAGAGCAGAAAGACAGACACCAGACACAGCAGAAAGACAGACACCAGAGCAUGCCAGGGAAUGCCCAGGAACUCUGGGGCCACUGACAAGGGACCUGUUUUUAGAGUCACGCCCUGAGUUCAGACUUUCAGCCCCCUGAACUGUGAGAAAAUACAUUUCUGUCCUUUAGAGCCGCUUGUAUUUUUUAUCAUGACAGUGCUAGGUAACUGAGACACCUGAGUUGUUGGCUAGGAGAAUUCCAGGAUGGCUGUGUAUAUGAAAAUUCAUACUUGUAAAACAAAGAUUGUUUGCUUUAUAGAAAGGAUUCUAUAAGAUUUGUUGAGACAAAAGAUUCCUAUAUACAUUGAGUAUGUGAUAGGAUUGUAAAAAGUUACAUGUACAAAAGUUAUAUAAUUCAUGAAAUUUUAUCUGUGAAGCAACUUUUAUGUUAUUUUUCUUUUUUAGUACCAUUUUCAUCCACUAGGUGGAAAUCGUUACUGUACAACCUAUGUUGAAGACAUGUACAAUUUUUUAUACUGAUUAUAACAGCCUUUAAUAGGGAUGGAAUAAAAAUAUUUUACCAUGGGUUAGCUUCUCUCUGGGAAGGAAAUAGAUAUUGAUAUUAAUAGGUAUUUGGAAAAAGAAAAAUAGUUAAUGCAGUGACUUUUAUUUCUUCAUAAGUUAGCAUUGACCUCUCUUGCCUAAGAAGAAAUGUUUUGAGUUUUUUAUUUUGGGAUUUCAUUAUUGUUAAUAAUGUGAUGUUUAUCUUCAGCAAACUUAUCACAAGUUGACCUGCCUUUCCAGAACUAGAAUAGAUACUUGCUAUAUCUUUAAUUCUCUGCCUGGAUAUUUGACAGAUACGUAUCUUGCUGGUUUAGUAACACUGAUUUGAGAGUAAUAGAUGAUGCAUUGGGCACUGGUAAGUUCCUAACAAAUAAGGAAAUAAAUACCUUGCUAUGUGUGGUUUGUUUUUUUUUUUUAAUCUAUGGUAGUUUUAAAAUCUAUCCAAAAAUUAUUUGAUGUGUUUCUGUUCAAGAAGUGGUGCUUCAUUCCCUUCCCUUUGAGUGUGGCCGAAUUUAGUGACUUCCUUCCAAAAAACAGAAUAUGGAAGUAACAGUGUCAUUUCCAAGACUAAGUAAUAAAACGCAUUAUGGCAUCCUCCUUGCUCUCUUGGAUCACUCACUUUGGGGAAAGCCAGCUGCCAUGUCAUGAGGACACUUAGUUCUGUGGAGAGGACCUAGAGGUGAGGAACUGCAUAUUGUCCAGCCCAGCCAAGCCUUAAAUGACAGCAGUCCCAGCUGACACCUUGACUGCAUCCUCAUGAGACACCCUGAACCAGACUCAUCCAGCUAAGCUGCUCAUAAAUUCCUGACCCAAGAAACUGUGAGAUAAUAAAUGUUCUUUAAGCCACUAUGUUUGGGGGUAAUUUGUUACACAGCAAUCAAUAACUGAUAUACUGUAUAUGGGAAAAGUUGAAUGCUCUGGGUAGGUUGAGUGGUUACUUUAUAAGCACAGAACAUAGCCUCCUUAUUUAUAUAAAGUUAGCAUAAACUACCAUAUCACGUUUGUUCUCAGAGAAAAUCAGACCUGAGAUACUCUUGCCUUGAGGUUUGAGUCCUUGAUGGCUCAAAAUAGAACUAACAUCCCAAGGUACAGUUAGUAGGCCUCAAAUUUCAUUUCCUAGGAACAUCAGGAUCAAUUUUCCGGAACCCUGACAGGCUAGAUCCAAAAUGAAACCAGAUAAUUUGAGUAGAGUGUGCGAAUUCAGUGAGCUAAACAACUGUGCAUGGUUUCCUGGGUCAAUUCUUCUCUGCCUUAGCUGUUGAGUCGCUGACAGCUCAUUAUCAGGGUGGAGUGUUGACACUGCAAACUGGCUGCCAGGCUGUGAAAUGAGCACAGUGCUGUGGAAAUAACUAAGGGCCUUUCAGAAAGCGUGAGUUUGUCUGUCUUGCUAGGCAUUACUAAAGCCAAGCAAAGGUAAACUGCACUUCAAAUUAGCAAAUGGAAGCAAGCCAGCUCCCAAGUCCUCAUAAAAAGAAUAUGCUUGUGUUCAGGAUGCCCAUUGCUAGUCCUGUCAGAGCCACCUCUAGGAGAAUAAACCAAGGGCACUUACCAGGUCCACAUGGUAGGAGCCUGUGCUUAGAUUGUCAGCGGGGGAUUUGGGAGAGGAAAGUUCCAAAGGAGGACAUGGUAGUCUUUGCUACAACAGACUGGAAAUGGAGGAAAGGGAGUCAGGUGGGUUUUAGUCCUGAAGCUGCUUAUUCCUAACACUCGGGCAAACUCCAUCUAUGACCUGAGGGUUGUCAACUAAAAUUACAGGCUUAGCACUCAGGGAUUCUUAAAGGAGGCGGUGGGCCUUCCUUCCAAAUUCCUGAGGGGUGGAAAAUGGCUGUGAGCCAUGGACAGGAUGAUUUCAAGAGCUUUCAGCCAGACUCCCAUCAUCUGAGUCCCAAGAUAAAGCAGACAGGAUCGCUCUCCCCAUCUAGACAAUUUCUUGGACUCAGUGUUAAAUUUGGGGGAUUUGUUUUCCAUUUAGAGUUAACCUUGAUUUUACCUGGAGACAAGAUGUGAGAAGGCAAGCACAAUGUGGUUUGCCUUGGGUUACCUAUCUUAAACGGCCUCAAAGGAGGCUCCAGAACCCUUAAGAUGGAGCAACUUUUUACAUUUCCCACGGGUGAUGACAUUUUUUCAUAAUCGCCAAGCAUUUAGCUUUGCUAAAAAAAAAAAAAAAAUUUUUUUUUUUUUUUUUUACUAAAUGUCCCCAAAUUUUGCAGAAAGUCACCGGCUAUGUGUCCAGGUAAGAAGGUCUUGACUGCAAGUCACACCCGGAGAGAAAAUGCAGAGGCUUCAGGUGGCGGCAUGCUGGAGGAUCAAGUGAAGGAAUAAGAUAUGAACGUACUUCACCAUCUCUAACCAAGUCAGGCUGUCAGGCUUGCUUCAAAAACCAGCUGAACAUUCAUUGUAAACAAAGGGAACUUCCUUUAACCUGUACAAAGGUGUCCUUGGUUGCUAAGGCCUUCCUUGGAUUAAAGCUCCAUGUAUUACACUCUUGCCAGGCAGUGUGCUAAGCCUUUGGUAUGUACUAUCAUCUCAUUCUCACAGCUACCUACAAGGAGUACUAAUACUAUUGCUCCCAUUUUUCAGAUGAGGAAACAGGCUUAGCUUGUGACUUCUCCAAGGGUCAAGUAAAUGGCUGAGCCACUACUUGGCUUCAGUCUAGUGUGUGACAAAGCUAGCGUGUCUGGAUCCAGAGUCUAUGCUCUUAACCACUGCACUAGACUCCCUUGAGAAAGAUCAUAAACCGUUUCGCUGGAGAGUAGAUAACUAUUGAACGUAGAUUUUCCUGGAGCUAUUAAGAUUAUUUAAGACACCUCUACAAUGCUCCGCAUCCUACCAGACCAUUUCUUUGUCUGUAAAAGAGGGACGAUGACACAAUAUACUUCGGAGAAGGCAGUUGUAUCAGAGUUAACAGCAUAAAGUUGAUCCUCAUUGUUCACAAAUCUGUAUUUACAAAUUUGCCUGCUCUCUCAAAUGUGUUUGUAACGCCAAAAUCAGUACUCAGUGCUUUCACCGUCGUUGCUGGACACGGACAUGCGCGGAGUGGCAAAAAUUUGGAGUUGCCCCCACACAGGGCUGGCUUGAUAUUUGCUUAUUCAGUGUUUGGGGAACUGUAGAACAUAGCUACCAUGAAUCACAAGAAUUUAGUUAGAGCACUGCCUGGCACAUAAUAAGCAAUGAUGUGUUAGGUGUUAUUAUUAUAGACAGAAGAGUUUUAGAGAUGCUUUCAAGAAUAAGUUACUGUUGUAAUGCUAGCUUGCCAUUUGUCCUACAUAAAAUUCCCUCGUGCUCAUACAAGAAGAUCAAUUAUUAAGCAGAUCAGCUUAAAGUCAGUGCCUGCCCCCCCUGCCCCCCCCCCGCCUUUAAAAAAAAGAAUACACAACCUUAGAAAGCUGUUUUGCCUCUAUGGCAAAAUACAAAUCUCAAAUAGAAGAAAUUUGUUCUAAUUUUUAGGCAAAGAUUGAAUGUUCAUGUAGAGGCAGUUUAACUUUACUUAGAAAUUAUUUUCUGAUAGAGUCCUGAUGGUGCACUGGUUAAGAGCUCAGCCGCUAACCAAAAGGUUGGCAGUUCGAAUCCACCAGCCACUCCUUAGAAACACUGUGGGGCAGUUCUACUCUGUCCUAUAGGGUCCCUAUGAGCCAGAAUCGACUCAAUGGCCAUGGGUUUGGAUUUUUGUUUUUUAUUUUCUGGUUGAUGAAAUACAAGUUAGGAUAACUCCUUUUGUACAAGCACACACUGAAAAAAAUGUUUCUGUAUCAAAAUAUAGGCCAAAAUGCUGGCUGAAAUUGAGUGGCAAAAAGGUAAGAAUUAAAAUUCAUAACCAAAAAAUUAUUCUUGCCAUGCAUGGAAAGAUUAAAAAUAUUUUCCGCCAUAGAACUGAAUUUCUCACCUGAAAGGCUACCUUGGACUUACUCAAUUUUCGAGCUAUAAGACAUCAGAGCAGUCUUGUUUUGCAUUUGAGGAAAAUGAGCUCCACAGAAAGGGACUGGCUUGUCUGAGGUCACCAGCUAGCCAUGGAAAUAGGCCUGCAAUGUAGGUUUCCCAGUCUUGUCCAGCGACCUAUGGCCAGCUUGACACUAUUCAUGCAGCCCUGACAGUCCAGCUGCUGCACCUACCCUUCUCAGAAGAAAGGCUUGGGAGGUGAGGCAAGUGAACAUUGUCAAGGUGCCUGGGGUCUGCCCGUUAUGAAGCCAAAACCAAACCUGCUGCCGUUGAGGCAAUUCCUACACAUAGUGACACUGUAGGAUAGAGUUGCCCCAUAGGGUUUCCAAGGAGCGUCUAGUGAAUUCGAGCCACCGACUUUUUGGUUUGCAGCGAAGCUCUGAACUACAAAUCCCUUUGAUACUGAGCUCUUUGCAAAGCCCAGGAAAAAAACCCCAUUGCUCUCAAGUCAAUUCCAACUCAGAAGUGACCCUAUAGGACAGAGUGGAACUACCUCAUACAGUUUCCAAGAAGUGCCUGGUAGAUUUGAACUGCUGACCGUUUGGUUAGCAGCUAUAGCUCUUAACCACUACACCACCAGGGUUUCCUGCAAAACCCAGAGUCACGUUAAAUUUGGUCACUAUGAGUCAGAAUCGACUUGACGACAAUGAGUUUGUUUUAGUUUAUAGACCUGAACCUAAGCUGUGCAUUCACAACAUUUAAAAACAAACAAACAAAAGAACUGUCUGGAUUCCCAGAAAUUGUGAUUUAAUGUGGCAUCAAGAAUUUUAAAAGGCUUUCCUGAGGAGAAUUUUUUUUUAUUGCACUUUAGAUGAAGUUUUACAGAGCAAUUUCACUUCUCAUUCAACAAUUAAUACACAUUGUUUUGUGAUAAUUGGUUACCAACGCCAUGACACGUCAACACUCUCCCUUUCUCUACACUGGGUUCCCCAUUACCAGCUUUCCUGUCCCCUCCUGCCUUCUCGUCCUUGCCCCUGAACUGAUGUGCCCAUUUAGUCUCGUUUUGUUUUAUGUGCCUCUCUAAUCUUUGGCUAAAGAGUGAACCUCAGGAGUGACUUCAUUACUGAGUUAUAAGGAUGCCUGGAGGGCCAUACUCUCAGGGUUUCUGUAGUCUAUGUCAAACUAAUAAGUUUGGUCCUUUUUUUGUUGAGUUAGAAUUUUGUUCUAGAUUUUUCUCUAGCUCUGUCCAGGACCCUCUAUUGUGAUCCCUAUCAGAGUAGUCAGUGGUAGCCAGGCAGCAUCUAGUUGUGCUGGACUCAGUCUGGUGGAGGCUGUGGUAGUUGUGGUCCAUUAGUCCUUUGGACUAAUCUUUCCACUGUGUCUUUGGUUUACUUCAUUCUCCCUUGCUCCAGAUGGGGCGAGACCAGUGGAGUAUCUUAGAUGGCCACUCACAAGCUUUUAAGACCCCAGGUGCUACCCAUGGAAGUAGGAUGUAAAACAUUUCCUAUGAACUGUGUUAUACUAAUUGAGCUAGAUGUUCCAAGAGACCAUGGUCCCCAGCCCUCACCCAGUAAUUCGGUCCCUCUGUAACCUGACAUUUCAUGGUCUGCUCCUUGGCUAGGAAGACACAUACAGUAGAUGAAAGCGAAUGAGGCUGCUUUAUUAAGUUGCCCAAGUAAAGGAGCACACCAGGUCUUGGGUCACCAAGGUGUCUCCCAGAACAAUAGCCCAAGGGUUUUAUAUGGAUAAAGUAAAUUGGGUCUGGGGUCCCCAGGAACACCCCAGGGUGGGGCCAACUUGUUGAUUGGUUUGAGAGGGUGUUCUUGGGGCGAUCUGAUCUCAGCCUGUUCAGUCUGAAGGGUGGGCGGGCCACAAACAUGGCGUUUUGCCCAUAUCCGGGGCAUAGACGGGGGUGUGUUUUUCGGCUUCUGACAGCAAUAAGUCGUUUGAGUGGCAAGGUCAUCGGUACUGCGUAGUUCAGGCGGGCCUGAGCUGGUCCAAGACGGUUUUAGCUGGACCGACGACCCCAGUCUCUUGUUUUCUUUAACCCAGUUGGAACCGAAAGUAUACCUAAAUAAGGAGAUAUUCUAAAAGCGGAGGUUAGUUCCUGUUUUGCCUAAUAAGGGGAUAGCUUACAGGCUGGGAGUUAACUAUGUUACUGAAGAUGGCAGGCUCAGCCCCUUGGCAGGGCCCUUUGUUUAUUCAACGUGGCUGCUGCACUGCCGGUCUCAUCUCCGGAGUUUGGAUGUGUCUGUGAAGCUUCCGUGACCUUUCCUUGGUUAAGUUGUGCUGACUUCCUCAUCAUUGUGUACUUUCUUACCCUUCACCAAAGUUACCACUUAUCUAGUUAGUGUUUUUCCUUCUCCAUUCUUCCUCUCCCUAGUAACCAUAAAAGAUUGUAAACCUUUUCAUGAGUUUUUAUAAUAGUGGUCUCCUACAGUAUUUGUCCUUUUGUGAUUGACUUAUUUCACUCAGUAUAUUGCCCUCCAGAUUCAUCAUUUGUUCUUCAUUGUUGUGUAGUAUUUCCUUGUGCGUAUGUACCAUAGUUUGUUUAUCCGUUCAUCUGUUGAUGGACACUUAGGUUGUUUCCAUCUUUUUGUUAUUGUGAAUAAUACUGCAAUGAACAUGGGUGUGCAUAUGUCUAUUCAUGUGAUGGCUCUUAGUCCUCUGGGAUAUAUUCCUAGGAGUGGCAUUGCUGGAUCAUAUGGUAUUUCUAUUUCUAGCUUUGAAAGGAAGCGUCAUAUCAUUUCCAAGACUUGUAUCAUUUUACAUCCCCACAAGCAGUGCAUAAGAGUUCCAGUCUCCGUGCAACCUCUCCAACAUUUGUUAUUUUGCUUUUUUUUUUUUUUAAUUUGUGCCAUUAAUUUUGGGGUGAGAUGGUAUCUCAUUGUGGUUUCGAUUUGCAUUUCUCUAAUGGCUAGUCAUCGCGAGCAUUUCUUCAUGUGUUUGUUAGCCACCUGAAUGUCUUCUCUGGUGAAAUGUCUGUUCAUAUCCUUUGCCCAUUUUUUAAUUGGAUUGUCUUUUUGUUUUAGAGGUGUUAGAUUUUCCUAGAGUAGAACUUUGUCAGAUUUGUCUGUAGAUUCUCUUUUUACUCUUUUGAUGAGCAUAGUAUUUAAUUUUUAGAAGAUCCCAGUUAUCUAGGUUAUUUUCUGGUGUUUGUGUAUUGCUACUUAUGGCUUGUAUCCUAUUUAUGCUGUGUAUCAGGGCUGCUGCCAUGUGUCAUUGACCUUAUUUUUUCUUCUAUGGCCUUUAUAGUUUUUGGUUUUAUAUUUAGGUCUUUGAUCCAUUUUGAAUUAGUUUUUGUGUAUAGUGUAAGGUAUGGAUCCUGUUUCAUUUUUUUACAGAUAGAUAUCUAGUUGUGCCAGCAUCAUUUGUUAAAAAGACUGUCUUUUCCCCAUUUGAUGAACUUUGGGCCUUUCUUGAAGAUCAGGUGACCAUAAGUGGAUGGAAGGAGAGAGAACUUUUAUGUGAAUCACAGAUGGAUUCCAUUUUACCCUCACUUCUGUUGUAGUUGGGAAUUUUAAAGGUCUUCUGCUAUUGUGUUGGAUUUAAAAAAAAGCGUUUUUGUGCAUUUUGUGAUGGGUUUAUGUUGGAGAGGGAGGAUGUGUCAUACUGGUUGGAAGUGAAGAAAGGUUGGUGUGGACAAGUUCCUCAUUCAGUACCUUUUCAGCACCUACAUGUGUGGUACUGGACACAUAGAGAUGAGAAGGACCUACUCACUGCCCUCACAAAGCUCUCAGUCUGGCAGACUGGAGACCAUGGUGAACUGACAUUGUCCAUUUUUUUGCAACCAAAAGCACUUUGAUUGAGGCACCUAUGUGGAAGGCACUGUGCAAAGUAUUACGUAGUGAUCCUCAGCUAAAUGAGGUGGUGUUCCUGCCUUCGUUCCAGUGGUGUGGGGUAAGACAGCCAUUCGGCUCUAGUUCAAGGUAGAAUAUGAGAAAUAACAAAAAAGGGUUUGGACCAAAGUGCCUUGGGAGUUCAGAGGAGAGAGUUACAUGCCAUCUGUGUGGGUGUGUGUGUGGGUGUGUGUGUGGGUGUGUGUGUGUGUUUUGGGUGGGGCUGGUGUGAGUAUCAAGGAAGCUUGGUUCAUGUGUUCAUUCAUUCCACAAACUCACUGAGCAGUAACUAAGUCCCAGUGUGCUGCCAGGUGUUGGGGUGUUAUGAUGAAGAAUCCUUAGCCAUCAAAGGGCCUCCAGUCAAGUGCAGUGGAACAAAAACAGAUAAUAUAGUAUUUCUCCAGUUCUAAGUGGUGCUGGUUAUAACUUGUACCCUGAUUUCAGAGAUGUUAAAAUUUGUAAAAAGCUAUAUUUUAGGAUUAAUGGAGUAUGGGUAGUGUACUUACUAUGGACUAUGCCCUGUUCUAUGUGCUUUACAUUCAUCAAUUCAUAUAAUUUAUUUUAAAAAAGGCAAUAGCACACAGUGACAAGGGGCUUGCACAGAAGCUCUUGGGAAAUGUGAGGAAAUGAAUGAAUGUAUCCUAGAAGAAUAAACCCUCUGUCCUCCAUCCUUACCCCAUUUGGGGAAGAGAUGCCUUCUCUAAGAACAUAGAUACUUACAAGUAGUAAUAUUAGAACUUUAGUGUAGCCAAGGAAAUAGCCACUAAGAGAUGAAAGGCUCAGUAAUGGUCCCAUUUUUGUUAUUUCCACCAGGUCCAAAGAAUUACGGUGCUAAAGGUAUUGUUUGUGUAUGUAGUGGGGUGUCGGGAAAGGAGGAGGGAUGCAAAGAACCAAAGAAAAUGUUUCCCUUUUGUAUUAUUACUCAGAGUGCUAAUUCCAUUUUGAGGGGGUGGCAUUGCAAAUUGUGGGUGCUUAGGAAAACAGGAUUUUUUAUUGCAUUAAGGGUUUGUUCUACUAUUGAACGUAAAGAUGCCACAAUGAAAACUGAACUUAAAACAGAAUUAAGUACCCUUUCCCUCACUAAGGCUGAAUUACCAGAGAUGGUGUAGUUCUUUCUUAUCCUUCAUUAUUGUUUUUUCUAUGUUUUGAUAUUUUAAACAAUGCUUUAAUUUAGACUGGCUUCUUCCUUUUAGUUCAAAAAUCAUGAGGUUGUAUUUCUCAAGACAUUUGAAAAGAAAUACUGUUUUAUUAUUCUCAAGCACACACUGAAACUAGAACAUAGAUUUUGCUAAGCGGAACCAUAUCUAGACCGAUAAACCACAUCAUGAUAAACGGAGAAAACAUUGAAGUUAUCAAGGAUUUCAUUCUUCUCGGAUCCACAAUCAACACCCAUGGAAGCUGCAGAUGGGAAAUCAAAAGACACAUUGCAUUGUGAAAAUCUGCUGCAAAAGAUCUCUUUACAGUGUUAAAAAGCAAGGAUGUCACCUUGAAGACUGAGGUGCACCUGACCCAAGCCGUGGUGUUUUCAGCUGCCUUGUAUGCAUGCUAAAGCUGGACAAUGAAUAAGGAAGACCAAAGAAGAAUCGAUGCCUUUAAAUUGUGGUUUUGGCUAAGAAUAUUGAAUAUACCAUGGACUGUCAGAAGAACGAACAAAUCUGUCUUGGAAGAAGUACAACCAGAAUGCUUCUGAGAAGCAAGAAUGGCAAGAUGACAUCUCACAUACUUUGGACAUGUUAUUAGGAGGGAUCAAUCCCUGGAGAAGGACAUCAAUGCUUGGUAAAGUAGAGGGUCAGUGAAAAAGAGGAAGACCCUCAACAAGAUGGAUUGACACGGUGUCUGCAACAAUGGGCUCAAGCAUAACAAUGAUUGUAAGGAUGGCGCAGGACUGGGCAGUGUUUUGUUCUGUCAUACAUGGAGUCGCUAUGAGUCGGAGCCAACUCAAAGCCACCUAACAACAACAACAACAACAAGCGGAAUCAUCUGAGGAGGCUUGACAAUGGGCACAAAAUAAUGAUGUUAUCCUGUUAGAUGUGAAUGGCAGUUUCUGGAAUGCUUGAGAGUACAGUAAAGAGUUUAUUCCAAAGCAAUUCAAAUAUUGCCAUCGUGAGAUUAUCUAAAAACUGUUUACUUUACAGACCUUUUUGUUAUUUCUAGUGAAAAACGAAUUUGUUUAUUGCUAAAGCAAUUUUCAUUGUGUCGCAAUUAGAAAAUGAAAGUAGGCAAAAGACAGAAAAUAACAUUGGUGAUCAUACCACAGAGAUAAUCACGUUUAACACCCAUGUUCAUGUGUGUUCUUGCAGAAUUUUCUAACAUAUUACAUAUGUAAGUACAUACUUUUUGUUUUUUUCAAAAAUAUGACCAGCUUUACAAACUGUUUUGAAACAUGCUUUUUUUCCCCCAUAUCACAACAGACCAUGAUCAUCUUUCCAUGUCAGUAAACGCUCAUGUACGGCAUCAUGUUAAAUGGCUCUGUGUUGUCAAGAUGUGGGACAAUUUAUUCAGCCGGUCCAGUAUUUAUGUGGAAUUGUUGUCAUCGUAAGUAUAGCACCAUAGAAGCAGUAUCCUUGCAGCUAAGUUUUGUAUGUACAUUUAACUAUUUAAUAUCAGUGUCCAAAGGCAGAAGUGAUAUAAACAAACUGAUGUGCUGGCUUCGCCCCACUCUGGUAAGCUGCAUCAGAUUGUUUUAAACCCUGCGGACGUGAAGUGCGGCCUGUGCUGAGCAAGGAUAUUUGCUAUGAUAGGUACUUUCUGGCUCAGUAACUUUGCCUCCUCCCCGAGGUGGAUUACCCAGUAAGCAAGGCUUAUCUGUGCUUACUUACUAUUCAGUAGUGGUCGAUUUUACCUGUCAAAGAUGUGAUGAAACCCGUGUGACAAUGUGCACUAUAGAUUAUGUUGUUAGGUGCCGUCAGGUCAAUUCUGACUCAUAGCAGCCCUAUAGGACAGAGUGGAACUGCUCCAUAGGAUUUCCAGGGAGCAGCUGGUGGAUUCAAACUGUGACCUUCUGGUUAGCAGACAAGCUCUUAAUCACUGUGCCACCAGGGCUUACAUUUAAAUCUUUACCUGUCAGGAAUUUAUUUUAAUGUAAGUUGUAGGGUGGGAUUUGAUUUGAUUUUUUCCAGUGGGCUAUGCUGUAUAAUAAGGAAACCUGGUGGCAAAAUGGUUACACUUUCUGCUGCUAACCAAAAUGUUGGCAGUUCAAACUCACCAGCCUCUUUUCUCCUUAGGAGAAAGAUGUGGUGAACUGCUUUUGUAAAGAUUACAGAAACCUUAUAGGGCAGUUCUACUCUGUCCUAUAAGGUCUUUAUGAGCCAGAAUUGACUCAAGGAACCCUGUUUUACAAUACAGUUCUAAAUAAUCUGUCAUUUCUCCAUUGAUUUGAAAUGGCACUUUAGCUCAAUUUAACUUUAUGUAUUGGGUCAUUUCUGUAUAUUUUGUCUUAUUCAGAUGGUUUAAUUGUCAUCGCUUUGUAUUUUAUUGGCUGGUAAAGCUAGUUUCUCCUCAUCACUCUUCUUUUCUAGAAUUGCACUGGCUAUACAUCUUUGUUUAUUUUUCCGUAUGAACUUUGGAAGCAACUUGCCUAGUCUAAGAAGUAUUGCUACUGUUUUUAUUAAGGAUUUAUUGUAUUUAAAGAUUGAUUUAGGGAAAUUAACAUCUCCACAUUUUGGGGUCUUCCUAUCCACAAGCAAGAUAUAUGCUUCCAUUUAUUUAAGCCAUUGAGAUGAUUGUUUAAAUUAUUACAUCAUUUCAGAUUCCACUUUUCUAAUCCCAGCUGUUUCCUUGACAUUAAUUAGAAUCACUUGUCACUUAAAGUUUGAAGAUCCUUAGGAGAGAAGUGGGAUCCACAUUCAUUCAUUCAUUCACUCAUUCACUCAUCUAUUCAUUCAUUCAUUUAAAAAGUACUUGAGACCAAUUAUGUUCAGGCAAGGUGCUGAAGAUACAAUGGUAAACAAGUAAAACAAACAAAAUAUAUAUAUAGCCCCUGCUUCCACAGAGUGUACAGUCUUGUGGGUAUAUAAAUAGAUACUGAUUUUAUUCCCAGCACAGUUAUCAUCUCUUUAUCUUCUGG
Messenger RNA from Loxodonta africana (African savanna elephant), 18174 nucleotides. It is a transcript of the gene NDUFAF5, whose product is annotated as NADH:ubiquinone oxidoreductase complex assembly factor 5. The record is from RefSeq and is a predicted model, not a curated record. Gene Ontology annotation, molecular function: S-adenosylmethionine-dependent methyltransferase activity. Gene Ontology annotation, biological process: mitochondrial respiratory chain complex I assembly. The coding region runs from base 45 to 1082 and encodes 345 amino acids. NCBI's taxonomy places the organism in Eukaryota, Metazoa, Chordata, Mammalia, Proboscidea, Elephantidae. The transcript is spliced from 11 exons. Gene Ontology annotation, cellular component: mitochondrion.